Syzygium oleosum is the source of this 551-nucleotide messenger RNA. RefSeq lists its product as uncharacterized. The transcript is spliced from 3 exons. The record is from RefSeq and is a predicted model, not a curated record. Lineage: Eukaryota; Viridiplantae; Streptophyta; Magnoliopsida; Myrtales; Myrtaceae. Bases 178 to 483 code for a protein of 101 amino acids.
GGAUUUAGUCCUAUGAGGGGUGGAAAUAGUGUAGACUUAUAUAUAUAAUAACCUUACCAUUCAUAGGCUCCAAGGUGAACAAAUAUGUUUGUAUCUACUUCUCCUUCUUGUAGCAGUUAGAUAAAUACUUGUCAGGUUCGUCUCGCUUGUAAUAUAUGGUGCAAAUUGCAUGAGGACAUGGUAUACAAGCCUUGUUUUCCUCUAAUUUCAACAGAACUCAGGGGCAACACUCUCCACUCCAUCUCGCAGAAACUAACAUCUUCACUUGAAUUCUUCUCAUCCUCUGGAUUCUUAUGUCCUCAAGCAUGGAUAUGGUGCACCAGCAGAUUUUCCAGGGAUUACUUGCGUAGAAUAGUCUAUACCGACAAUGUUCUUGAUAUGAAUGCUGUACAAUGUUCAGGAAUGAACUCCGUAGUGGAUGUUUUCGCGCACCAAAGAUAUCUUUUUUCGAAGAAAUGCUCUUGGCCACAAAAUGUUUACUGACAGCUAGUGAAGAAAACAUCUCCAAGUUGUGGCUGUGUAAUUAAUCUUGGAGAAGAGUUGCCGGAAAA